Molecule: messenger RNA, 1602 nt
Organism: Exophiala bonariae
Lineage: Eukaryota; Fungi; Ascomycota; Eurotiomycetes; Chaetothyriales; Herpotrichiellaceae
Exons: 1
Coding region: 1-1602 (533 amino acids)
Cellular component (GO): nucleus
Molecular function (GO): NAD+ binding; histone H4K16 deacetylase activity, NAD-dependent
Source: RefSeq, a predicted model, not a curated record
AUGACUUCUUCGGCCCCACAUUCUCCAGCUCGUUACAGGGACGUCGAUACUGACUCAAAUGCAUCACCAUCAAGACCUUCACCAGCGAAACUCCUUCGCAUCCAACAAAUAGAAGGAGAUCCUCGAGCAUCCUCAUUGCCACCUCGUCGCAUAGGAUCACCAGCCAAGAAAGUACAAGUUCGUCCAAGAUUGAAUCAAUUUUAUACCAUUGAUCAUGCUGUGUCUCUCUUGAAGGCGUCCAAGAACAUCGUUGUAUUGACCGGAGCUGGUAUUUCAACAUCACUCGGUGUUCCGGAUUUCCGGUCCAAGGAUGGCGUCUACGAUCUACUGGAAGGGUCACCAUACGCCGACCCUCAGGAUCUGUUCCAUAUUGACAACUUCAAAGCAGAUCCUAGGACAUUCUUCAAACAGGCCCGGAAGAUCUUCCCUAAAAUGCAAGGUCUUGUGCCUAGUAAGAAUACCAGGGACGGCUCAAAGUCGACCGAGCAACAUAGCGUUCCCAAAUACAGUACCACGCACGCAUUUCUUUCAUUACUACAAGCCAAAAACAAGUUGUUGACCAACUACACCCAAAACAUUGAUGGACUAGAGGCCGUUGCUGGAAUUUCUUCGUCAAAACUCAUACACUGCCAUGGUACUCUGUCGACGGCAACGUGUAUGAGUUGUGGUAAGCAAGUGUCUGCCAGGAAAUACAUGCCCGUAGUGCAUGCAGGAGGGCUGCCGGUCUGCAAGUGCUCAUUGCAAGAUGACCCCAAGACGCAACCGAGGCGGAGUAUGCUCCCAAGAGGCCGAAGUGGCAAGAAGAAGCGCAAGAGAUAUGAAUAUGAAGAUACCGACUCGGAAGAGGACCAACAACCUUUCGAGAAAGGUCUAUUGAAGCCGGACAUGACAUUCUUCGGUGAGCAAUUGUCCAAUACGUACGGCCCACGGCUCCAGACAGAUAAACGCCAGAUCGACCUUCUAGUCAUCAUCGGAACGUCGCUCAAAGUGAACCCAGUCAACGAAAUUCCCUUCAAGAUCCCACCAACGGUGCCUCAAAUAUGGAUCAGCAAGGAACGGUGUCAGCGAGAGGGGGUCAAGGUCGACAUAGAACUCCUUGGGGAAUGUGAUCUCAUCGUCGACGAGAUUUGCCGGCGCGCGGGUUGGUCCUCGGCUCUCAAUGACCGCAAGUGGACGCCUGAAAAAGCCGAGCUCAAGCGAUUGAAAGAGAAAGACAGCAACCUCAAUCUGAAGAAUUCAAGAGAUCUGUCCUCCGACUCGAGUAUGAUGAGAACAAAAAUCCGAAAAGCAAUGUCGGCCACGUCCAGAUCUCCGGCAGUGAAGUCUAAGAAACAGACACUCGAAAUGCGACCGAAAGUCGCGGACAGAACACCUACGAUCAAGUUGAAUGGCAAAGAUCUACCCGCAGAAAAUAAUGGAGAUCUCGGGCAAAACCAAUCCUUAGUGGCAGUACCAGUACCGCCAGCCAUCAAGCUCGAAACCUCAGGGUCAGACCCAGAGCUAGCGGUAAAACGACAGGCAUCGGUCCCACCACUGCCAAAAGUCAGCAUCGAACUCGAGCUGGGCACGCACUCCAGAUGGUUCGUCAAGCGUGCGACCUGA